AUGGAACGAACAUAGAAAAUUUCAAGAAAGUUGACUUAAGAAUACACAGAGCCCUACAAUUAGGCAGAGCAAUUCAAGGUUAAACCGAUAAAAGAAACCUUUGUAGAGGAAGAUAGCAGUGACAAGCCAGGUAAUUAAUAAUAAAACGGAUUUCUAACUUACCACACAAAUUGCCAAGUUGCUUCAGUGCAAUAAAAUGAGAACCCUGAGUUCGAAUGA
Stylonychia lemnae is the source of this 219-nucleotide messenger RNA. Lineage: Eukaryota; Ciliophora; Spirotrichea; Sporadotrichida; Oxytrichidae. The record is from the annotation of a GenBank genome assembly.